This is a messenger RNA of Haliotis rubra (blacklip abalone), 2516 nucleotides long. Its product is annotated as neprilysin-4-like. NCBI's taxonomy places the organism in Eukaryota, Metazoa, Mollusca, Gastropoda, Lepetellida, Haliotidae. The coding region runs from base 13 to 2184 and encodes 723 amino acids. The transcript has 24 exons. The record is from RefSeq and is a predicted model, not a curated record. Gene Ontology annotation, biological process: protein processing. Gene Ontology annotation, molecular function: metalloendopeptidase activity. Gene Ontology annotation, cellular component: plasma membrane.
GUGAUUGCCGCCAUGUUGUCCUCUCUCGGAGUCGCGCUUGUCUUCCUGCAGAGCUGUGCAAGUUUCCACACUGUUCAUCGGUGUGUCUACGGUCCUCUAGAGGAAACACGACGAUUUGAUGAAAGGCAGCGACGACAACACACUCCGGGGAUGUGCCUCACAAAGGAGUGUAUACAACACGCGAACCAGGUCUUGAGUCGCCUGAACAGAAGCGCCGACCCAUGUGAAGACUUCUUUGAGUAUUCCUGUGGGGGCUGGGUACGGAGCCACGCCAUCCCAGAUGACCGGUCAUCCUACGACGCUCUGUCACGUCUCCACGACGUGGUCCAGCACCAACUCAGAGAUCUGAUGGAGGCUGAAGGUUCUGUGGGAGACCCCGAGUCCAUGCAGAGAGUGCGGGCUCUGUACAACACAUGUGUGGAUGAAGAUACAAUUGAAUCCAAAGGAACGGUCCCCGUUCUUCAAUUCCUCAGCCAGUAUGGCGGGUGGCCACUGCUGCAAAGGGGAGAUAACCUGCCCAUUACAUUAGAAGAAUUGAUAGCUACAGCUACUAAAGAUUUCAUGAACGUUCUUGUCACCAUAACAGUGUCAGAGGAUUUAAAGAAUUCAUCACGGAUGGUCAUUUACCUGGACCAAACCUGGCUGGGGUUGCCCAACCGGCGCUAUUACCUGAACGGUGUACAGGACAAGUACGUGGUGGCCUACAAACAGUUCAUCAGGGAUGUUGCCACUGAGCUAGGGGCUGCUCAAACCACCAUUGAUACUGAUGUUGACGACUUGAUAGACUUCGAGAUGAAUUUAGCUCAUAUAACAACGCCAAUGGAACAGAGGCGGGAUUAUAAUGUAUUAUACACCAAGAGGACUGUUGGGGAAAUGUCGAGAUUAUACCCAGGGAUCAACUGGCUGUCAUUACUACAACUUGCGACGGGCAGUGCUGGAGUCAGUAUCAGAAAAAAGGACGAUGUUAUAGACUUUGCUCAGAGUUACUUCCAACAGCUUGGUCCCUUGCUACAAAAUACUCCGCAUAGAGUGAUCCAGAAUUAUGUUGUGUGGAGAUUUAUACGCAAACAGAUGACGGCUCUACCGCAGGUUUUCCAAACUUAUGAAGAGGAAUUCAAAGAGGUACUCACUGGCGUGACGUCACUUCCUCCCCGGUGGCGCUUUUGUCUGCAAGUCGUAGAUGGUUUCAUGCCCUAUGUGGUCGGAAGGAUGUUUGUACAAGAACACUUUCUGCCCAACUCGAAGAACGAUGUGGCCGCAGCUAUACUGCACGUUAAAGCUGCCUUCAGACAGAAACUUGAUGACAUCACAUGGAUGGACGAACAGACGAAAGACGUAGCUAGGGACAAGCUAGCAAGCAUGACGAGCAAGAUCGGAUAUCCCGAUGAGAUAUAUAACAACACGUACCUGGACAACAUGUACCCAUUUGAAGUCCAGGAGGGAGAAUAUUUCCACAAUGUUGUGGCUGGGAAGAGGAUGCGAACAUCCAUGGAAUGGCGGAAACUGCUGAAACCGACAGACAAGUCAGUAUGGAUGAUGUCUCCCUCGACGGUAAAUGCCUACUACAACCCGUCCAGUAAUGAAAUGGUCCUGAUGGCUGCCCUGUUACAGCCUCCCCUCUACUCCCCGGGCCUGCCUAAGUACGUGAACUACGGGGCCUAUGUGACAAGUGUACUUGGACACGAGUUGACGCACGGCUUCGACGACGUAGGCCGACUUUUCGACAAGAAUGGCAACCUCGCUGAGUGGUGGAGUGCUGAUGUCGUUAAAGCCUUUAAAGAUAAAGCUCAAUGUUUCGUAGACCAAUACUCUCAGUUCAACGUGGCUUCAGUCAACAUGUCGGUGAACGGGAUCAACACACAAGGUGAAAACAUUGCUGACUGUGGUGGAAUAAAGCAAGCUUAUCGGGCAUAUCGCAAUCUUGUCCACGAUCUCCAGGAAGAUGAGCCCCUGCUGCCUUUCCUGGGCCUCAGUCAAGACCAGGUGUUCUUCAUCAGCUAUGCCCAGUCAUGGUGCGCCAGCUACAGGGACGAGGGUCUGGAGGCUGCCAUCAGGUCGGAUGUCCACAGUCCUAACAUGUACAGAAUCAUUGGCGCAUGUCAAAACUCAGUUGAGUUUGCCGAAGCCUUUCACUGCCGGGUUGGAAGUUACAUGAAUCCCCGCACAAAGUGUGAAUUGUGGUAGUUGUUCUAGCACUAAACUUUGGUGGAUGUGUGUGUCUACACGACUUGUAAUGAGCUGUGGUGGUUGUGUGUGUCUACAUGACUUGUAGUGAGCUGGGGUGGAUGUGUGUGUCUAUACGACUUGUAAUGAGCUGUGGUGGAUGUGUGUGUCUAUACGACUUGUAGUGAGCUGUGGGGGGUGGGCGUGUCUACACGACUUGUAGUGAGCUGUCGUGUGUGUUUGUGCCUACACGACUUGUAGUGAGCUGUGGUGUGUGUUCCUACACGACUUGUAGUGAGCUGUGGUGUGUGUGUGUGUGCCUAUAGAGCUACGCUAGAGGUGUGUCUGUAUGA